CUCCUUUUCUUUCCCCUCCCCCUCUGGCCAGUUGUUUCCUGGCCUUUGUCUGAGAUACACUGGACAGUUUUAGACCCAGUAUCCACUGCUUGCUGAGAAAUACUCAGAGGCGAGAUGGAGGAGAAGCUGCCAGGAAGUUUUUGACACCACUCAGCUCUGGGCCUCUGCCUCUGCCUCUGUGCUGAUAGUACGGGCAGCCUAACCUCAGGAGAAAGGCAUCCGCAUCCGGAGGCCUGUGCUGAGCUGUGGGCUGGUGGCUAACUCGGGGGAGGAGAAAGGACAGCCUGGAAAUGCCUGUCUUAGAUUCAUCCUAUCUGCCACCAACCAUCUUUAUUUUGACUCACAUUCUUGGAAUUGCUGGUGUUCUGUACUGGAAGAAAUGUGCUAGCUACAGAGCAGAUGAACGGGACCGAGUUCAGAAGAAAACAUUCACCAAGUGGGUCAACAAGCACUUGAUGAAGGUCCGAAAGCACAUCAAUGAUCUUUAUGAAGAUCUGCGGGAUGGACAUAACCUGAUCUCUCUAUUGGAGGUCCUUUCCGGCAUCAAACUGCCCCGAGAGAAGGGCAGGAUGCGUUUUCAUAGGUUGCAAAAUGUGCAAAUUGCCCUGGACUUCCUGAAGAAGCAACAGGUGAAACUAGUGAAUAUUCGUAAUGAUGACAUCACAGAUGGCAACCCCAAGCUGACUCUGGGCCUGAUCUGGACCAUUAUUUUGCACUUCCAGAUCUCUGACAUCUACAUUAGUGGAGAGUCAGGAGACAUGUCAGCCAAGGAGAAAUUGCUCCUUUGGACCCAGAAGGUGACAGCUGGUUACACAGGAAUCAAAUGCACCAACUUUUCCUCCUGCUGGAGUGAUGGGAAAAUGUUUAAUGCACUUAUUCACAGAUACAGACCUGACCUGGUAGACAUGGAAAGAGUACAAAUCCAAAGUAACCGAGAGAAUCUGGAGCAGGCCUUUGAAGUUGCAGAAAGACUGGGAGUUACUCGGUUACUGGAUGCAGAAGAUGUGGAUGUGCCAUCUCCAGAUGAAAAGUCCGUUAUCACUUACGUGUCUUCAAUUUAUGAUGCCUUCCCUAAAGUCCCUGAGGGUGGAGAAGGGAUCAGUGCUACGGAAGUGGACUCAAGGUGGCAAGAAUACCAAAGCCGGGUGGAUUCCCUCAUCCCCUGGAUCAAACAGCACACAAUAUUGAUGGCAGAUAAAUCUUUCCCCCAGAACCCUGUUGAAUUAAAGGCACUUUAUAACCAAUAUAUACACUUCAAAGAAACAGAAAUUUUAGCCAAGGAGAGAGAAAAAGGAAGAAUUGAGGAAUUAUACAAAUUACUAGAGGUAUGGAUUGAAUUUGGCCGAAUUAAACUGCCUCAGGGUUACCACCCUAAUGAUGUGGAAGAGGAGUGGGGAAAACUCAUCAUUGAAAUGCUGGAGCGAGAGAAAUCACUUCGACCAGCUGUGGAGAGGCUGGAACUACUGCUACAGAUUGCAAACAAAAUCCAGAAUGGUGCUUUGAACUGUGAAGAAAAACUGACACUAGCUAAGAAUACACUGCAGGCUGAUGCAGCUCACCUGGAGUCGGGCCAACCAGUACAAUGUGAGUCUGAUGUCAUCAUGUACAUCCAGGAAUGUGAAGGUCUCAUCAGGCAGUUGCAGGUGGAUCUCCAGAUACUUCGAGAUGAGAAUUACUACCAACUAGAAGAGCUAGCUUUUAGGGUCAUGCGCUUACAGGAUGAAUUGGUCACCUUGCGCCUAGAGUGCACAAACCUGUACCGGAAAGGCCAUUUCACUACACUUGAGCUGGCUCCACCCUCUGCUCUAACCACUACUCAUCUAAAGGCAGAACCUUUAACCAAAGGAACCCAUUCUUCCUCUACCUCCUGGUUCCGAAAACCCAUGACUCGGACUGAACUUGUGGCUAUCUCCUCCUCUGAGGAUGAAGGCAAUCUCCGAUUUGUUUAUGAACUACUGUCUUGGGUAGAGGAGAUGCAGAUGAAACUAGAGAGAGCAGAAUGGGGUAAUGACCUGCCUAGUGUGGAGCUGCAGCUGGAAACUCAGCAGCACAUCCACACCAGCGUAGAAGAACUGGGCUCAAGUGUCAAAGAGGCCAGGCUGUAUGAGAACAAAAUGUCUCAAAAUUUCCAUACCAGCUAUGUUGAAACUCUUGGGAAGCUGGAAACCCAGUAUUGUAAGUUAAAGGAAACUUCCAGCUUCCGGAUGAGGCACCUUCAGAGCCUGCAUAAAUUUGUCUCCAGAGCUACAGCUGAGUUGAUCUGGUUGAAUGAGAAGGAGGAGGAGGAACUAGCAUAUGAUUGGAGUGACAACAAUCCCAAUAUUUCAGCCAAGAAAAAUUAUUUCUCUGAGUUGACAGUGGAACUAGAGGAGAAGCAGGAUGUGUUCCGGUCUCUCCAGGAUACAGCAGAGCUGCUGUCACUUGAGAACCACCCAGCCAAACAGACAGUGGAGGCUUACAGUGCGGCUGUCCAGUCCCAGUUACAGUGGAUGAAGCAGCUCUGCUUGUGUGUUGAGCAGCAUGUGAAAGAGAAUACUGCUUACUUUCAGUUCUUCAGUGAUGCCCGAGACCUGGAUUCAUUCUUAAAGAACCUUCAAGACUCCAUCAAACGAAAAUAUACAUGUGAUCACAAUACCAGCUUAUCCCGCCUGGAGGACCUGCUCCAGGACUCCAUGGAUGAAAAGGAACAGCUUAUACAGUCCAAGAGUUCCGUUGCCAGUCUUGUUGGGCGAUCAAAAGCUAUUGUUCAGCUAAAGCCUCGCAGUCCAGACCAUGUGCUGAAGAGCACCAUUUCUGUUAAGGCCAUCUGUGACUAUCGGCAGAUUGAGAUCACUGUUUGCAAGAAUGAUGAAUGUGUGUUAGAAGAUAAUUCCCAGCGGACCAAAUGGAAAGUGAUCAGCCCCACAGGGAACGAGGCAAUGGUGCCUUCAGUCUGCUUCCUCAUCCCUCCACCCAAUAAGGAUGCCGUUGAAAUGGCCAGCAGGGUAGAACAAUCAUACCAGAAAGUGAUGGCCCUUUGGCACCAGCUGCAUGUUAAUACCAAAAGUCUUAUAUCCUGGAACUAUCUGCGGAAGGACCUUGAUCUUGUACAGAGCUGGAAUCUGGAAAAGCUGCGGUCUUUAGCACCUGAGGAAUGCCACCAGAUUAUGAAGAAUCUCCAGGCUCACUAUGAAGACUUCCUUCAGGAUAGUCGGGACUCUGUGCUCUUUUCAGUAUCUGAUCGCUUGCGCUUGGAAGAAGAAGUGGAUUCUUGUAAAGCACACUUCCAGCAACUGAUGAAGUCCUUAGAAAAUGAGGACAAAGAGGAGACAAUGUCCAGGAUGUACAUUUCAGAGCUAAAGAACAUUCGACUGCGCCUGGAAGAGUGCGAACAGAGGCUGGUCAAACGUAUUCAAUCCCCGAGCAGCUCCAGAACCAGUGAAGACGCUCGGCAGGACAGUGCAUUAAAGAUAGCAGAGCAAGAGCGCACCCAGCAAGAUUUGCAACAACUGAGGUCAGACUUGGAUGAUGUUUCCAAGAAAUGCAACAGCUUUCUGCAUCAGUCUCCAUCGGGUUCUAGUGUCCCAACUCUGCGAUCAGAACUCAAUUUACUCGUGGAGAAGAUGGACCAUGUCUAUGGUCUCUCCACUGUGUAUCUGAAUAAGUUAAAGACAAUCGAUGUUAUAAUACGGAGCAUACAGGAUGCUGAGCUCUUGGUCAAAGGUUAUGAAAUCAAAUUGAGUCAAGAAGAAGGAGUGCCAGGAGAUCUCUCAGCCCUGGAGUCCCAUCGGUCUACAUUAUGGCAUUGGCUUAGUGAUGUGAAAGACAGAAAUUCAGUGUUUUCAGUCCUGAAUGAAGAAAUGGCCAAGGCGAAGGUGGUGGCAGAGCAACUGAGCCGCCUGACACCAGAGCGGAACCUGGACCUGGAGCGCUAUCAGGAAAAAGGCUCCCAGCUGCAGGAACGCUGGCACCGAGUCAUUGCCCAGAUCGAGACCCGCCAAUCUGAGCUGGAAAGUAUUCAAGAAGUUCUGGGAGAAUACCGAGCCUGCCAUGGGACUCUGAUUAAGUGGAUUGAGGAAACCACUGCCCAGCAGGAAAUGAUGAAACCAGGUCAAGCAGAGGAUAGCAGAGUACUGUCAGAACAGCUCAGCCAGCAGACGGAACUGUUUGCAGAAAUUGAGAGAAAUCAGAUAAAACUGGACCAGUGUCAAAAAUUUUCCCAACAAUACUCUACAAUUGUAAAGGACUAUGAAUUGCAAUUGAUGACAUACAAGGCCUUUGUGGAAUCCCAGCAGAAAUCCCCUGGCAAGCGCCGCCGUGUCCUUUCCUCUUCAGAUGCCAUCACACAAGAGUUCAUGGACUUAAGGACUCGCUACACAGCACUGGUGACCUUAACAACUCAGCAUGUAAAAUACAUCAGUGAUGCACUCCGUCGGCUGGAGGAGGAGGAGAAAGUGGUAGAAGAGGAAAAACAGGAACAUGUCGAGAAGGUUAAAGAGCUUUUGGGCUGGGUGUCUACCCUGGCAAGGAAUACACAAGGAAAGACUACCUCAUCCCAGACCAAAGAAUCAACAGACAUUGAAAAGGCUAUUUUGGAACAGCAGACACUGUCAGAGGAACUGACAACUAAGAAAGAACAGAUCUCUGAGGCCAUCAAAACGUCCCAGAUCUUCUUGGCCAAGCAUGGUCAUAAGCUCUCAGAAAAAGACAAGGACCAGAUAUCUGAACAGUUGAAUGCCCUGAAUAAGACUUACCGUGACCUUUGUGAUGGUUCAUCAAACCAGAUUCAGCAGCUUCAGAGCCAGUUGGCUCAACAAACAGAACAAAAGACCCUGCAGAAACAGCAAAAUACCUGUCAUCAGAAACUGGAGGAUCUUUGCAACUGGGUAGAACAGGCAGAAAGAACAUUGGUGUCUCAGCAAGGCAGAGCCGUCCAACAGGACCUUGCUGCCUUACAAAAGAACCAGAGUGAUUUGAAGGAUUUACAGGACGACAUUCAGAAUCAUGCCUCUACAUUUGCCAAUGUUGUCAAAGAUAUUGAAGGGUUUCUGGAGGAGAAUCAAAGCAAGCUCAGCCCCCACGAGUUGACAGCUCUUAAGGAAAAGCUUCAUCAGGCUAAGGAGCACUAUGAGACUCUCCAGGGUCGGACCCGGCUAGCCCAAAAGGAGCUGGAGGAAGCAGUGACUUCAGCCUUACAGCAAGAGACGGAAAAGAGUAAUGCAGCAAAGGAACUGGCAGAGAACAAGAAUAAAAUUAAUGCUCUCUUGGACUGGGUGACUUCAUUGGGACCAUCUGGUGGGCAGCUGCAGACCAGCCUUCCAAGAAUAGAACAGGUGUCAGGAUCUAACCUGGGGAGAGGCUCAUUGGAUGCCACUGAUGGUCAAGUGAGGGUGAACCAAGCCCCAGAGAAGCUGGAUGAGCAAUGUGAGAAGAUAAAGGCCCGUCACCAAGAAUUGCUAUCCCAACAGCAAAAUUUCAUCCUGGCCACCCAGUCAGCUCAAGCCUUCUUGGACCAACAUGGCCACAAUCUCACAUCUGAGGAACGGCAGGUGCUGCAGGAGAAACUGGAAGAGCUAAAGGAACAGUAUGCAACUUCCUUGGCCCAGUCAGAGGCAGAGCUGAAGCAGGUGCAGACCUUACGGGAUGAGUUGCAGAAGUUUCUGCAGGAUUACAAAGAGUUUGAAAACUGGCUGGAACGGUCUGAGAAAGAGCUGGAGAAUAUGUACAAAGGAGACAGCAGUCCAGAAGCACUUCCUUCCCUGCUGAAGCGGCAGGGGAGCUUCUCAGAAGAUGUGAUUUCCCACAAAGGAGACUUGAGAUUUGUAACUAUGUCCGGACAAAAAGUCUUAGACACAGAAAUCAGCUUUGAGAAAGGAAGUGAACCGUCAGCAACUGGAAACUUAGUGAAGGAGAAGCUGAGAGAUGCGACAGAAAGAUACACUGCUCUCCACACAAAGUGUUCUCGGCUGGGCUCUCACCUGAACAUGUUGCUAGGUCAGUAUCAGCAGUUCCAGAACAGUGUCAGCAGCCUUCAGGCCUGGAUGAAGACUUGUGAGGCCAAUGUGGAGAAGCUUCUGUCAGAUACUGUUGCCUCUGAUCCUGAUGUCCUACAACAGCAGCUCGCUACAACUAAGCAGUUGCAGGAGGAAUUGGCCGAGCACCAAGUACCUAUAGAAAAGCUCCAAAAAGUAGCUCAUGAUCUCAUGGAAAUUGAAGGUGAGCCAGCUCCAGACCACAAGCAAGUUCAAGAAACUACAGAUUCCAUACUGAGCCGUUUCCAGAGCCUUUCCUGCAGUCUGGAUGAACGUUCUGCUUUGCUGCAAAAGGCAAUUGCUCAUUCUCAGAGUGUCCAGGAAAGCCUGGAAAGCCUGUUGCAGUCCAUCAAGGAAGUUGAAAAAAACUUGGAAGGGGAGCAGGUGGCUUCACUGUCAUCAGGAGUUAUCCAAGAAGCCCUGGCCACUAAUAUGAAAUUGAAGCAGGACAUUGCUCGGCAAAAGAGCAGCUUAGAGGCCACUCGUGAGAUGGUGACCCGAUUCAUGGAAACCGCAGACAGCUCCACAGCAGCAGCACUGCAGGGCAAACUGGCAGAAGUGAGCCAGCGCUUUGAACAGCUCUGUCUCCAGCAGCAAGAAAAAGAGAGCUCCCUUAAGAAGCUUCUGCCCCAGGCAGAGAUGUUUGAGCAUCUCUCUGAAAAAUUACAGCAGUUCAUGGAAAACAAAAGUCGGAUGCUGGCCUCUGGAAAUCAGCCAGAUCAAGACAUUGCCCACUUUUCCCAGCAGAUUCAGGAGCUUAAUCUGGAAAUGCAAGACCAACAGGAGAACCUGGAUACUCUUGAGCACCUGGUUACUGAACUGAGCUCCUCUGGCUUUGCACUGGACUUAUCCCAGCACCAGGACAGGGUCCAGAAUCUCAAGAAAGACUUCACAGAGUUACAGAAAACCGUUAAAGGAAGAGAGGAAGAUGCAUCAUCUUGCCAAGAGCAAUUGGAUGAAUUCAGAAAGCUAAUUAGGACUUUCCAGAAAUGGCUGAAGGAAACCGAAGGGAAUAUUCCGCCUACAGAGACUUUCAGGAGCACUAAAGAACUGGAAAAAGAGAUUGAACACCUGAAGAGUCUCCUCGAUGAGUGGACGAGUAAGGAAAUCUUGGUCGAAGAAAUCAAUUGCAAAGGAACUUCUUUAGAAAACCUCAUCAUGGAGAUCACAGCACCUGAUUCCCAAGCCAAGACAGAUCUGACAGAAAUCCAGUGUGACAUGUCAGAUGUAAACUUGAAGUAUGAAAAAUUGGGGGGAUUACUUCGGGAACGCCAGGAGAGCCUUCAAGCUAUGCUCAGCAGGCUGCAGGAAGUUCAGAAGGAGGCAAACGCAGUGCUGCAGUGGCUCGAAUCAAAAGAAGAAGUCCUGAAGGCCACAGAUGCCUCUUCAUCGCCAACCAAACCAGAGACCGUGAAAGCCCAAGCUGAAUCUAAUAAGGCCUUCCUAGCAGAAUUGGAACAGAAUGCUCCAAAGAUCCAAAAGGUAAAAGAAGCCCUCGCUGGAUUACUGAUGACAUAUCCCACCUCACAAGAAGCAGAAAAUUGGAAGAAAAUGCAAGAGGAUCUCAAUUCCCGAUGGGAAAGGGCCACAGAGGUGACUAUGGCUCGGCAAAAGCAGCUAGAGGAAUCAGCAAGCCAUCUGGCCUGCUUCCAGGCUGCAGAAUCCCAGCUCCGGCCCUGGCUCAUGGAGAAGGAAUUGAUGAUGGGAGUGCUGGGUCCACUGUCUAUUGACCCCAACAUGCUAAAUGCACAGAAGCAACAGGUCCAGUUUAUGCUGAAGGAAUUCGAAGCACGUAGGCAACAGCAGGAGCAGCUGAAUGAGGCAGCCCAGGGCAUCCUAACUGGCCCUGGAGAUGUUUCUCCAUCCACCAGCCAAGUACGGCAAGAACUCCAAAUCAUCAAUCAAAAAUGGGUUGAGUUGACGGAAAAACUCAAUUCUCGUUCCAGCCAAAUUGAUCAAGCCAUUGUCAAAAGCACUCAGUACCAGGAAUUGCUCCGGAAUUUAUCAGAGAAAGUAAAGGCAGUUGGACAGCGACUGAAUGGCCAGUCAGCUAUCAGCACACAACCUGAGGCUGUAAAACAGCAAUUGGAGGAAACGAGUGAGAUUCGAUCUGAUUUGGAGCAAUUAAACAAUGAGAUUAAGGAGGCCCAGACACUGUGUGAUGAUCUCUCAAUGCUCAUUGGUGAGCAGUACCUCAAGGAUGAGCUGAAGAAGCGUUUGGAGACCGUUGCUGUGCCUCUCCAAGGUUUAGAAGAUCUUGCAGCUGAUCGCAUGAACAGACUCCAAUCAGCUCUUGCCAGCACCCAGCAGUUCCAGCAAAUGUUUGAUGAGCUGAGGACCUGGUUGGAUGACAAACAAAACCAGCAAGCAAAAAACUGUCCAAUUUCUGCAAAAUUGGAGCAACUCCAGUCUCAGCUUCAGGAGAAUGAAGAGUUUCAGAAGAGCCUUAACCAACACAGUGGUUCCUAUGAGGUGAUUGUUGCUGAAGGAGAAGCUCUGCUUCUUUCUGUGCCUCCUGGAGAAGAGAAAAGGACUCUUCAAAACCAGUUGGUUGAUCUCAAAAGCCACUGGGAAGAGCUCAGUAAAAAAACUGCAGACAGACAAGCCAGGCUCAAGGACUGUUUGCAGAAAGCUCAGAAAUAUCAGUGGCAUGUGGAAAACCUCGUGCCGUGGAUAGAGGACUGCAAAGCCAAGAUGUCUGACCUGCAGGUCACUCUGGAUCCAGUACAACUAGAAUCCAGUCUGCUGCGAUCGAAGGCUAUGCUGAGUGAGGUGGAGAAGCAUCGCUCCCUGCUGGAGAUCUUGAACAGUGCUGCUGACAUUUUGAUCAAUUCUUCUGAAACAGAUGAGGAUGAUAUCCGGGAUGAGAAAGCUGGGAUUAACCAGCACAUGGAUACGAUUACAGAAGAACUACAGGCCAAAUCAGGGUCACUUGAAGAAAUGACACAAAGGCUCAAGGAGUUCCAGGAAAGCUUUAAGAAUAUUGAAAAGAAGGUUGAAGGGGCCAAACAUCAGCUUGAGAUUUUUGAUGCUCUAGGAUCUCAAGCCUGUAGCAACAAGAACUUGGAAAAGCUGAGAGCCCAGCAGGAAGUGCUGCAAGCCCUGGAGCCUCAGGUCGACUAUCUGAGGAACUUCACUCAGGGCCUGGUGGAAGAUGCUCCAGAUGGAUCUGAUGCUUCUCAACUUCUGCAUCAAGCUGAAGUCACCCAACAAGAAUUUCUAGAAGUAAAGCAAAGAGUGAACAGUGGUUGCAUGAUGAUGGAAAACAAGCUGGAGGGUAUUGGCCAGUUUCACUGCCGAGUACGAGAGAUGUUUUCUCAGUUGGCAGACCUGGAUGAUGAGCUCGAUGGCAUGGGUGCAAUUGGGAGAGACACUGAUAGCCUCCAGUCCCAAAUUGAGGAUGUGCGGCUCUUCCUUAACAAAAUCCAAGUCCUGAAGUCAGACAUAGAGGCUUCUGAAACAGAGUGCCGACAAAUGCUUGAAGAAGAGGGGACUCUGGACUUGUUGGGUCUCAAGAGGGAGCUAGAAGCCCUGAAUAAGCAGUGUUGCAAAUUGACAGAGAGGGGUAAAGCUCGUCAGGAACAGCUGGAGCUGACGUUGGACCGAGUUGAGGACUUCUACAGAAAAUUGAAAGUACUCAACGACAUGACCACAGCAGCCGAGGAGGGAGAGGCACUCCAGUGGGUAGUGGGAACGGAAGUGGACGUCAUCAACCAGCAGUUAGCUGACUUUAAAACAUUUCAGAAAGAACAAGUGGAUCCCCUGCAGAUGAAAUUGCAGCAGGUGAAUGGACUUGGCCAGGGAUUGAUUCAGAGUGCGGGGAAAAACUGUGACGUGCAGGGUUUGGAACAUGACAUGGAAGAGAUCAAUGCUCGCUGGAAUACACUGAAUAAAAAGGUUGCACAAAGAAUUGCACAACUACAGGAGGCUUUGUUGCAUUGUGGGAAGUUUCAAGAUGCUUUAGAGCCAUUGCUCAGCUGGUUGGCAGACACAGAGGAGCUUAUAGCCAAUCAGAAACCUCCAUCUGCUGAGUAUAAAGUGGUGAAAGCACAGAUCCAAGAACAGAAGUUGCUCCAGCGGCUCCUGGAUGAUCGAAAGGCCACAGUAGACAUGCUUCAAGCAGAAGGGGGCAGAAUAGCACAGUCAGCUGAGCUGGCUGAUAGAGAGAAAAUCACUGGACAGUUAGAGAGUCUUGAAAGUAGGUGGACUGACCUACUCAGCAAGGCCGCAGCCAGGCAAAAACAGCUGGAGGAUAUCCUGGUUCUCGCCAAGCAAUUCCAUGAGACAGCUGAGCCUAUUUCUGACUUCUUAUCUGUCACAGAGAAAAAACUUGCUAACUCAGAACCUGUUGGCACCCAGACUGCUAAAAUUCAACAGCAGAUUGUUCGCCACAAGGCUCUGGAGGAAGAAAUAGAAAGCCAUGCAACAGAUGUGCACCAGGCAGUCAAAAUUGGGCAGUCCCUCUCCUCCCUGACAUGUUCUACAGAGCAGGGUGUACUCUCAGAAAAGCUAGGCUCUUUGCAGGCCCGAUACAGUGAGAUUCAAGACCGGUGCUGCCGGAAAGCAGCCCUGCUUGAACAAGCACUGUCUAAUGCUAGACUGUUUGGGGAGGAUGAGGUGGAGGUGCUCAACUGGCUGGCUGAGGUUGAGGACAAGCUCAGUUCAGUGUUCGUAAAGGAUUUCAGACAGGACGUCUUGCAGAAGCAACAUGCUGACCACCUGGCGUUAAAUGAAGAGAUUGUUAAUAGAAAGAAGAAUGUAGAUCAAGCCAUUAAAAAUGGUCAGGCUCUUCUAAAACAAACCACAGGUGAAGAGGUAUUGCUCAUCCAGGAGAAACUAGAUGGCAUAAAGACUCGAUACACAGACAUCACAGUCACUAGCUCCAAGGCCCUCAGAACCUUAGAGCAAGCCCGGCAGCUGGCCACCAAGUUCCAGUCUACUUACGAGGAGCUGACUGGGUGGCUGAGGGAGGUGGAGGAGGAGCUGGCUGCCAGUGGAGGACAAUCCCCCACUGGGGAACAGAUACCCCAGUUCCAGCAAAGACAGAAGGAAUUAAAGAAGGAGGUCAUGGAGCACAGACUGGUGUUGGACACCGUGAAUGAGGUGAGCCGUGCGCUCUUGGAACUGGUGCCCUGGAGAGCCAGAGAAGGACUGGAUAAACUUGUGUCUGAUGCCAACGAGCAGUACAAGCUGGUCAGUGACACUAUUGGACAAAGGGUGGAUGAAAUCGAUGCUGCUAUUCAGAGAUCACAACAGUAUGAGCAAGCUGCCGAUGCAGAACUAGCUUGGGUUGCUGAAACAAAACGAAAAUUGAUGGCCCUUGGUCCAAUUCGCCUAGAACAAGACCAAACCACAGCUCAGCUGCAGGUACAGAAGGCUUUCUCCAUUGAUAUCAUUCGACACAAAGAUUCAAUGGAUGAACUCUUCAGCCAUCGUGGGGAAAUCUUUAGCACAUGUGGAGAGGAACAGAAAGCUGUAUUACAGGAAAAGACAGAGUCUCUCAUACAGCAGUAUGAAGCCAUAAGCCUUCUCAAUUCAGAACGUUAUGCCCGGCUAGAGCGGGCACAGGUGUUGGUGAAUCAGUUUUGGGAAACUUACGAGGAGCUCAGCCCCUGGAUUGAAGAAACUCGGGCACUCAUAGCACAGUUACCUCCUCCAGCUAUAGAUCAUGAGCAGCUGAGGCAGCAGCAAGAAGAAAUGAGGCAAUUGAGAGAGUCUAUUGCUGAACACAAACCUCAUAUUGAUAAACUACUGAAAAUUGGCCCACAAUUAAAGGAGCUAAACCCUGAGGAGGGGGAAAUGGUGGAAGAAAAAUACCAGAAAGCAGAAAACAUGUAUGCCCAAAUAAAAGAGGAGGUGCGCCAGCGGGCCCUGGCUCUGGAUGAAGCUGUUUCCCAGUCUGCUCAGAUUACAGAGUUCCAUGAUAAAAUUGAGCCCAUGUUGGAGACUCUGGGGAAUCUUUCCUCUCGCCUGCGCAUACCACCGUUGAUUCCUGCUGAAGUAGACAAGAUCAGAGAGUGUAUCAGUGAUAACAAAAGUGCCACCGUGGAGCUAGAAAAGCUACAGCCUUCCUUCGAGGCCCUGAAACGCCGUGGAGAAGAGCUCAUUGGGCGAUCUCAGGGAGCUGACAAGGAUCUGGCUGCAAAAGAAAUCCAGGACAAAUUGGAUCAAAUGGUUUUCUUCUGGGAAGAUAUCAAAGCUCGGGCUGAAGAGCGAGAAAUUAAAUUUCUUGAUGUCCUUGAAUUAGCGGAAAAAUUCUGGUAUGAUAUGGCAGCUCUUUUGACCACCAUCAGAGACACCCAGGAUAUUGUCCAUGACUUGGAAAGUCCAGGCAUUGACCCAUCAAUCAUCAAACAACAGGUUGAAGCUGCUGAGACCAUUAAGGAGGAGACAGAUGGUUUGCAUGAGGAGCUGGAGUUUAUUCGAAUCCUUGGAGCAGAUUUGAUUUUUGCCUGUGGGGAAACUGAGAAACCUGAGGUGAAGAAGAGCAUUGAUGAGAUGAAUAAUGCCUGGGAGAACUUAAACAAAACAUGGAAAGAGAGGAUAGAAAAACUUGAGGAUGCCAUGCAAGCUGCUGUGCAGUAUCAGGACACUCUGCAGGCUAUGUUUGACUGGCUAGAUAACACUGUGAUUAAACUCUGCACCAUGCCCCCUGUCGGCACUGACCUCAACACUGUUAAAGAUCAGUUAAAUGAAAUGAAGGAGUUCAAAGUAGAAGUUUACCAACAGCAAAUUGAGAUGGAGAAGCUCAAUCACCAGGGUGAGCUAAUGUUAAAGAAAGCAACUGAUGAAACAGACAGAGACAUUAUACGAGAACCACUAACAGAACUCAAACACCUAUGGGAGAACCUGGGUGAGAAAAUUGCUCACAGACAGCAUAAGCUUGAAGGUGCUCUGUUGGCCCUUGGCCAGUUCCAACAUGCCCUAGAGGAGCUAAUGAGUUGGCUGAUUCACACUGAAGAGUUGUUAGAUGCUCAGAGACCAAUAAGUGGAGACCCAAAAGUAAUUGAAGUUGAGCUUGCAAAGCACCAUGUUCUCAAAAAUGAUGUACUGGCCCAUCAAGCUACAGUGGAAACAGUCAACAAAGCUGGCAAUGAGCUUCUUGAAUCUAGUGCUGGGGAUGAUGCCAGCAGCUUAAGAAGCCGUUUGGAAACUAUGAACCAGUGCUGGGAGUCAGUGUUACAAAAAACAGAGGAAAGGGAACAGCAGCUUCAGUCGACACUGCAGCAGGCCCAAGGUUUCCACAGUGAAAUUGAAGAUUUCCUCUUGGAACUGACUAGAAUGGAAAGCCAGCUUUCUGCUUCUAAGCCUACAGGAGGACUUCCUGAAACUGCUAGGGAACAGCUGGAUACACACAUGGAGCUCUAUUCCCAACUAAAAGCCAAGGAAGAGACUUAUAAUCAGCUGCUUGACAAGGGCAGGCUCAUGCUUCUAAGCCGUGAUGAUUCUGGCUCUGGCUCGAAGACAGAACAGAGUGUAGCACUCUUGGAACAGAAGUGGCAUGUGGUCAGCAGUAAGAUGGAGGAAAGAAAGUCAAAGUUGGAAGAAGCCCUCAACCUGGCAACAGAAUUCCAGAAUUCCCUUCAAGAAUUUAUCAACUGGCUCACACUAGCAGAGCAGAGCUUAAACAUUGCUUCUCCUCCCAGUCUUAUUCUAAACACUGUACUUUCCCAGAUAGAGGAACACAAGGUUUUUGCUAAUGAAGUAAAUGCUCAUCGUGACCAGAUCAUUGAGCUGGAUCAAACUGGAAAUCAGUUAAAGUUCCUUAGCCAAAAACAGGAUGUUGUGCUGAUCAAGAAUUUGCUGGUUAGUGUCCAGUCGCGGUGGGAGAAAGUUGUCCAGCGCUCUAUUGAAAGGGGGCGAUCACUCGAUGAUGCCAGAAAGCGAGCAAAACAAUUCCAUGAAGCAUGGAAAAAAUUGAUUGACUGGCUCGAGGAUGCAGAAAGUCACCUGGACUCUGAACUGGAGAUAUCCAAUGACCCAGACAAAAUUAAACUCCAGCUUUCUAAGCACAAGGAAUUUCAGAAAACUCUUGGUGGCAAACAGCCAGUGUACGAUACCACAAUCAGAACUGGCAGAGCACUAAAAGAAAAGACUUUGCUUCCUGAUGAUACUCAGAAACUUGACAACUUACUGGGAGAAGUCAGGGACAAAUGGGAUACUGUUUGUGGCAAAUCUGUGGAGCGGCAGCACAAGUUGGAGGAGGCCCUGCUGUUUUCAGGACAGUUCAUGGAUGCUUUGCAAGCUCUGGUUGACUGGUUGUACAAGGUGGAGCCACAGCUAGCUGAGGACCAGCCUGUGCAUGGGGACCUUGACCUUGUCAUGAACCUCAUGGAUGCCCAUAAGGUUUUCCAGAAGGAACUUGGAAAGCGAACUGGAACUGUUCAGGUACUUAAGCGGUCAGGGAGAGAGUUGAUUGAAAAUAGCCGAGAUGACACGACUUGGGUGAAAGGACAGCUCCAGGAACUGAGCACUCGGUGGGACACCGUGUGUAAACUCUCGGUCUCCAAACAAAGCCGGCUUGAGCAGGCCUUCAAACAGGCAGAAGAGUUCCGAGACACAGUCCACAUGCUACUGGAGUGGCUUUCUGAAGCUGAACAGACCCUUCGCUUUCGGGGAGCACUUCCUGAUGACACAGAGGCUUUGCAGUCUCUCAUUGACACCCACAAGGAAUUUAUGAAGAAAGUAGAAGAAAAGCGAGUGGAUGUUAACGCAGCAGUAGCAAUGGGGGAGGUCAUCCUGGCUGUCUGCCACCCUGAUUGCAUCACCACCAUCAAACACUGGAUCACUAUUAUCCGAGCUCGGUUUGAGGAGGUCCUAACAUGGGCCAAGCAGCACCAGCAGCGUCUUGAAACAGCCUUGUCAGAACUGGUAGCUAAUGCCGAGCUCCUGGAAGAACUUCUGGCAUGGAUCCAGUGGGCAGAGACUACCCUCCUCCAGCGGGAUCAGGAGCCAAUCCCUCAGAACAUUGACCGAGUUAAAGCGCUUAUUGCUGAACAUCAGAUGUUUAUGGAGGAGAUGACACGAAAACAGCCCGACGUGGACCGAGUUACCAAGACGUACAAAAGGAAAAAUACAGAACCUUCCCAUGCGCCUUUCAUUGAGAAAACCCGCAGUGGGAGCAGGAAGCCCUUGAGUCAGCCUGCACCUCCUCCCAUGCCAAUUCUCUCCCAGUCUGAAGCCAAAAACCCACGGAUCAACCAGCUCUCUGCCCGCUGGCAACAGGUCUGGCUUUUAGCACUGGAGCGACAGCGAAAGCUGAAUGAUGCCUUGGAUAGACUGGAGGAGUUGAAAGAAUUUGCCAACUUUGACUUUGAUGUCUGGAGGAAAAAGUAUAUGCGUUGGAUGAAUCACAAGAAAUCUCGCGUAAUGGAUUUCUUCCGGCGGAUUGACAAGGACCAAGAUGGGAAGAUAACACGUCAGGAAUUUAUCGAUGGCAUUUUAGCAUCCAAGUUUCCUACCACCAAGUUAGAGAUGACUGCUGUGGCUGACAUUUUUGACCGAGAUGGAGACGGCUACAUUGAUUACUAUGAAUUUGUGGCCGCUCUUCAUCCCAACAAGGAUGCUUAUCGACCAACAACUGAUGCAGAUAAAAUUGAAGAUGAGGUCACAAGACAAGUGGCUCAGUGCAAGUGUGCAAAGAGGUUUCAAGUUGAGCAGAUUGGAGAGAAUAAAUACCGGUUUGGGGAUUCUCAGCAGUUGCGGCUGGUCCGUAUUCUGCGAAGCACAGUUAUGGUCCGAGUUGGUGGAGGAUGGAUGGCUUUGGAUGAAUUUUUAGUGAAGAAUGAUCCCUGUCGAGCACGAGGUAGAACUAACAUUGAACUUAGAGAGAAAUUCAUCCUACCUGAGGGAGCAUCCCAGGGAAUGACCCCUUUCCGGUCACGUGGACGAAGAUCCAAACCGUCUUCACGAGCAGCUUCCCCUACCCGCUCCAGCUCAAGUGCUAGUCAGAGCAACCACAGCUGUACUUCCAUGCCAUCUUCUCCAGCCACCCCAGCCAGUGGGGCCAAGACUCCACUUCAGUUCUCUCGCUGUUAUGACAAACCCUGGUUGGUAAACAGUAAAGCUGGCACCCCUGUCAGGGACAGCCAUUAUCCUGACCUUCAGCUGUCCAGCCCUGAGGUAGAGUAUGGCUUUCCUGACUAAGGACACAAAAUUAAAAAGUACAGACCAACUUUUCAUUCUAGUCGAACAUCCCUUGCUGGUGAUACUAGCAAUAGUUCUUCCCCGGCCUCUACGGGUGCCAAAACUAAUCGAGCAGACCCUAAAAAGUCAGCCAGUCGCCCCGGGAGUCGGGCAGGGAGUCGAGCCGGGAGUCGAGCCAGCAGCCGGCGAGGAAGUGAUGCC
Elephantulus edwardii (Cape elephant shrew) is the source of this 16358-nucleotide messenger RNA. Its product is annotated as microtubule-actin cross-linking factor 1-like. The annotation marks the transcript as partial. Lineage: Eukaryota; Metazoa; Chordata; Mammalia; Macroscelidea; Macroscelididae. Gene Ontology annotation, cellular component: microtubule; intermediate filament; membrane. The transcript has 94 exons. Gene Ontology annotation, molecular function: structural molecule activity; cadherin binding; calcium ion binding. Gene Ontology annotation, biological process: intermediate filament cytoskeleton organization; regulation of focal adhesion assembly; regulation of microtubule-based process. The record is from RefSeq and is a predicted model, not a curated record.